Scomber japonicus (chub mackerel) is the source of this 1899-nucleotide messenger RNA. Its product is annotated as B-cell receptor CD22-like. Lineage: Eukaryota; Metazoa; Chordata; Actinopteri; Scombriformes; Scombridae. Gene Ontology annotation, biological process: cell-cell adhesion. The record is from RefSeq and is a predicted model, not a curated record. The coding region runs from base 1 to 1899 and encodes 632 amino acids. Gene Ontology annotation, cellular component: membrane. The transcript has 10 exons.
AUGACAACAACUGCAGAUAAAAUCAUAUUGAAUGACUGGGGAGUGACUUACACUUCUACUCACAUCUGUGCCUUAAAAGGAUCAACAGUGGACAUAAACUGCACCUACAGAUACCCAUCCAGGAUAAAUAAUGUUAAUACUACAGUUGAUGAAACAUUCUGGUUUACUAAAGAGAGGAUUAAUGAACAUGUGGAUCUGAAAACAGACUCAGAGUACGCAGGUCGUGUGCAGUAUCACUGUGAUAAGAACGACUGCACUCUGAGAAUCACAGACCUGAGAGAGAGAGACUCAGCUGAGUACAAGUUCAGGUUCAUAACAAACCAACCAGGAGGGAAAUAUACUGGUGUACCUGGAGUCACUUUGACUGUCAGAGAUCUCCAGGUGAAGGUGAUCCCAUCAACAAUCAAUCCUUCCUCAGCAGAGCUGAAGUGUCACAGCAGCUGUCGUCUGCCUGAUCAUUCUUCAUUCAUUUGGUACAACAAUGGACAGAAUAUUAGUGGAGAAACAUCUUCUUCCUAUACAACCAAUGUCAAUCAUACAGACAGCUAUUCCUGUGCUGUUACAGGAUAUGAGGAUUUCCCCUCUCCUACAGUUUAUGCUCCAAAGCUUCCCUCUGUGUCAGUGAGUCCCUCUGGUGAAAUCAUUGAGGGCAGUUCAGUGACUCUGACCUGUAGCAGUGACGCUAACCCAGCAGCUAAAUACAUCUGGUACAAGAAGAAUGUAAAUCCAGACCUUCAACCUCUCAGUAAAGAACCACAGCUUGUCUUCAGCUCCAUCCAGUCCUCUGACUCUGGAGAGUAUUACUGUACAGCUGAGAACCAGCUGGGGAAGAGGACAUCUGAAUACAUCUUUAUUGAUGUGAAAUAUGCUCCAAAACUUCCUUCUGUGUCAGUGAGUGCCUCUGCUGAGAUAGUGGAGGGCAGUUCAGUGACCCUGACCUGUAGCAGUGAUGCUAACCCAGCAGCUAAUUACACUUGGUACAAGGAGAACCAAACACUGCUUCAAAUGUCAGAGGGACAUUUUCAUUUCACCUCCAUCAGCUCUGAGGACAGAGGGAUCUACUACUGCAAGUCUGAGAAUAAAUAUGGACUUAUCAACUCUUCAUUUCUAUUCAUUGAUGUCCAGUAUGGUCCAAAGCUUCCCUCUGUGUCAGUGAGUCCCUCUGCUGAGAUAGUGGAGGGCAGUUCAGUGACUCUGACCUGUAGCAGUGAUGCUAACCCAGCAGCUAAUUACACCUGGUACAAGAAGAAUGCAAAUCCAGACCUUCAACCUCUCAGUAAAGAACCACAGCUUGUCUUCAGCUCCAUCCAGUCCUCUGACUCUGGAGAGUAUUACUGUACAGCUGAGAACCAGCUGGGGAAGAGGACAUCGGAAUAUAUUUUUAUUGAUGUGAAAUAUGGUCCAAAGCUUCCCUCUGUGUCAGUGAGUCCCUCUGAUGAAAUCAUUGAGGGCAGUUCAGUGACUCUGACCUGUAGCAGUGAUGCUAACCCAGCAGCUAAUUACACCUGGUACAAGGAGAAUGAAGACUCACCAAAAGCAUCAGGACAGAUCUUCACCAUCACCAAUGUCAGAGCUGAACACAGUGGGAAUUAUUCCUGUGAAGCCCAGAACAGAAUAGGCAGUCAUAACACCACCUUACAUCUGGCUGUUAUGAAAGGGAAAUCAGUAUUUAUGAUGAUCAUCAUUGUGUUGACUCUGGCGGUCCUGAUACUGAUUCCUCUGCUUCUCUUGAUUAUGUGGAUGAGGAAGAAGAAAGCUCUGAGCUCCAUGACUGAUCUGAAUCAACCUAUAGAGACUAUAAAGUUGGUCUCUUGUCCUGUGUAUGAGAACGUCUCAGACUCGCAGGUCAACACUGGAGCAGAGACAUAUGACGAAGAGGACUACGGAAAUCUGAAGUAA